UUUCCCAGAAAGAUAAUGGGUGUGCAGGAUUAUAUUUGCAUCACUAUGACUGGAGGGGCACCUUGGGGUUUCAGACUUCAGGGUGGCAAGGAAGAAACGCAGCCUUUGCAGAUUGCCAAGAUUCGAAAUAAGAGCAAAGCAUCCAAGGCUGGGUUAUGUGAAGGAGAUGAAGUGAUAUCCAUCAAUGGCAAACCUUGCACUGAGUUGACUUAUUCGGAAGUUCUUCUUCUGAUGGAAGGCCUGACUGACACUCUUCAAAUGCUUAUCAAAAGAUUCUCCAAUGGGGCAAAUGAAACUUUAAGUUCUGAGCUAGAAAACGAAAACCUCACUGACAUUAAAAAUAAGGAAUAUAAAGAAAGCACAACCCUACAAAUCAGAACAGCAAUGCCAAGUCCCCACCAGGAAUUGCAGAUCAUAGUGCCAACUGAGGAAACACUCCCAACAAAUACAAGGCAAACUACUGUGGAUUUUUCUGGAGCAAAGCAAGAAAUAAUCCCCUGCUACAAAAUCCCUCCCAAAGUGAUUGAAGCCCCUAAAGUACACUGCACGGAGGCAUCUGCCUUUACUGGAGGCAAGCCCGGCUCUACAGUUGAGUUACAGUUGUCCUUUCCACCUGACAGGAAUAAAAGCAGCAGCACUGGGUCUGGUCUGACUGUUGUGGAGGUCCAAGAGAGCAAGCCUCUGGAGACAGGAUCAGUCCUAACACAAGAAGCGAUUAGCUGGCUAAAAGAGCCCUCUGCCCAGUGGACAGGCAAGAUAGUCCAGAUUGUUGGUGGCAAAGAGAUCCAAGAGACUCAUGAAGGUGAGAGAAAGGAACCCUCUCUAACUAAGGUUGAAGUGAUUCUGGACUGUUCUGACCAGGCAACAGAAGCAUCCAGAUUUCUAGCCGAAAAGGGGUGUGUAGAGGCUCAAGUGGAAGGAGGGCAGUCAGAAGCACCUCCUUCUGUAGUCUCCUUUGGAAUCUCAUCAGAAGGCACAGAGCAGGGGGAAGACGAACAGCCCUCCGAAAAGGAACCCAGCAGACCUCACAAACACCGGGCAAGGCACGCCAGGCUGAGAAGGAGUGAGAGCCUAUCAGAGAAGCAGGUGAAGGAAGCUAAGUCUAAAUGUAAAAGUAUUGCUCUCUUACUGACAGCAGCUCCAAAUCCCAAUUCCAAAGGAGUGUUGAUGUUUAAGAAGCGUCGCCAAAGGGCCAGAAAAUAUACUUUAGUUAGCUACGGCACUGGGGAACUAGAACGUUACGAAGACGAAGGUGAAGAAGACGAGGGUGAAGAAGGUGAGAAGGAGAACACUUUUGAAGUAACUUUAUUUGGCACAAGUGAGUCAGAAAUUGAUGAAGAUUUCUUCUCUGACCUGGAUAAAGAAGAACGCAUUGUGACAUUUGAUUGGGAUACUGGACUACUUGAGAUUGAAAAAACACCCAAACGUGGGGACGAGAUGUCACAGCUGCUUCCAGAGACCAAGGGCAAAGGGGCACUCAUGUUUGCCAAAAGACGUCAAAGGGUAGACCAGGUCACUGCUGAACAAGAAGCAGUGAAGAUGCAGAGUAUGCGUAGAAUUGAGGCACACCAAGAGGCCACUUCAACAGAGACCAUCCAAAAUAUGAGUUCUUCCUUUUAUCAAGCAAAACAAGAAGAAUCUGCCAGAAUGCAGAAAAGCCACAUCAGCAAAAGCUACAUAGAAAUGAACCAUAGUCCUAGAACAAUAGUUCAGCAAAAUGGCAUCAGGGUUGUCCCAGAGAUAAAUAUGAUACAUCCCCCUCCAGAAGCUGUUAGCUUAUCUACUUCAAACAGAACAGCCAAGCCUUUCCCUGGUGUUCAGAACAGAGCAGCGGUUCCCUUUUCACCCCCAAGAAGCAUGGUGGCUCUUCCCUCCGAGCUACCUGCCCCACCUCCUUAUACUUCAGUUAGCCCACCACCUGAAACAUUAUAUAGAACUGUUUUGACUCCAGCGGCCACAAGCAUGAGUCAGCCAACACUGUGGUCUCCAACAGAAUCAACAGAGCAGAUUGCAUCCAGGGAUGAACGGAUUGCUGUGCCUGCAAUAAGAACUGGAAUAUUACAGGAGGCCAAGAGAAGAAGCACUGCAAAGCCUAUGUUUACAUUUAAAGAAGCCCCCAAAAUGAGUCCAAAUCCUGCUCUUUUGUCCCUCGUACAGAAUACAGAAGGCAAAAAACCUGCCACUGGUGGCUUUGAAUCUGGUCCUGAAGAAGACUACCUCAGUUUGGGAGCAGAGGCCUGCAAUUUCAUGCAAAUCCAGGCUGCCAAACAAAAGAUCCCACCCCCAGUUGCUCCCAAGCCCUCAGUAAAGGUUUCUCCGACUGCCACAACACCUAUUUCACCAGUCUGGUCACCUCCAGUUGUGGCUGUUGCUCAAGCUCCCAUCUUUCCAGUUCCAAAAUCUCCAGAAGUAGCAAGCCCAGCAGCCAUCAAAGUAGCACAACCAGCUUAUCCCCCUCCACAGCCUCCACAACCUCCACAGCCUCCUGGUACUCUUCACCUGGAGUCUUCUUUUAAGGGUCCUCAAGUUUCAUCACCCCACCAAAAUUAUACCCCCAAAACAACACCCAUCACUCCAUUAGGAAAUGCUGUCCUUGCUGGUGGAAUGGGGCCAGCUUUUGAGAUGCCUCCAGCUAUGAGUGGUAAGGGGGCUCAGCUCUUUGCUAAAAGGCAAUCACGGAUGGAAAAGUAUGUAGUAGACUCAGAAACUGUGCAGGCCAAUCGGCCCCGGCCUUCAUCCCCAACUCCUUCAUUACCAGCAUCUUGGAAAUAUUCAUCUAAUGUUCGAGCACCGCCUCCUGUAGCUUAUAAUCCCAUUCAGUGUCCAUCUUAUCCUCUUGCUGCUAUCAAGUCUCAGUCACAGCAACCAGGAGCUACCAAAACUACUAAGAAAAAAUCUAAGAAACAAUUAAGCUCCUUAGAAGUGAUGAAGCAUCAGCCAUACCAGCUUAAUGCAUCUUUAUUUACUUUCCAACCUCCGUUUGAUACUAAGGAAAAUCUCCUUCCCAAACAUCCUUCAAAGAUCGAUUCAGUGUCUGCCUUGAAACAAGCUGUACCAUCAAGAGUACUCAAUGCUGGUUCUCCCUCUAAUGUUCAAGCUUCUUCAGUAUAUUCUGUACCAGCCUACAGCUCACAACCAUUCUUCCCAUCAAGUGCUUCUAGUCCUGUAAUUGAGCCCUAUACAUCAAUGGGCUGUCCUACAUUUUUGAAGCAAGAACCAGCAGCAUCUCCUGUAUUUUCUGUUCCCAAGCCAAAAUUCUCAGCCAAGAAAGUUGGUGUCACAGCACAGGUGUGGAAACCGACAGUCAUUGAAGAGUAAAAUAUAGAUACAACACACUGUUCACUUGUCAUGAAUUCUUUGUAAUCAUAACCUGACAGCCAAAAAUGAUCCUCAGCUUACUUAAUAAUUUUCAAAUAUAUCACAUAAAAUUGGGGUCCCAAAAAGGCUUAAGCCUGAAAAUUUAUGCACAUUUAUCAUGAUGUAAUAAAUUCAGAGAUAAUUACUUCAGGUAACUGUGCAUACAUCAAUUAUUUUACAUGAAUUAAAAUGAAUAUUAACUUGCAAAAAUUGUAUGCAUUUAUGUAUACAAUAAUGUUAUUACUAUUAUUCAAGUAGGCACAUAGGAUAUUCUAUCACCGUCAUGUACUAGUGUGUGUAGUAUGUUAGGCAGUGCUUUGAUACACACAUACUCAGUGGAUUCUGUUCCUGCAGUUUUAUCAAUUAGAACAUAGUUUUCAAAAAGUUCUACUGUUAGGGAACGAAAAUAUGCUAAUCCAAAUGCCUGAGUAUAGCCAACCAAUUAUUUCUGGAAAAUGGCAAUAUUAUUACUCAUGAAUUCAGUGUGUAUACAAUAUAGAUUUGACUCAAUUCUGCAACUGAAUCCUUAUAAAAAUUCUGUUAGGCCUCCUCAUUAUAAUGGGGUGAAUCCUACUGUUAACUUUUUGUACUACAUCAUGAGAGUGGGAAUGUAUAACUUUCUUUUUAUGUUCCCACAAUCAAAAGUUGAAUAUGCAAAAUUGUAAAAUCAAAGUGGCAAUUCCUUGAUUCUCAGCUAAGAUUACAGAUAGGCCAGCAGAAGUACAUGAUUUUGAGAAUAUAUCUAUGUAAACAUUAAUCCUUGUGCAGACAAUCAGAUAAUAAGGCUGUGUUUCAUUUAAUUCCUAUCACCGUAAGAGGAUAAUUUGUAUACGUUAAGCACAGAUAGCUUGCUUUUUUUUUUUGUUCAGUUGUGAUACUUUCAUAGAAUGGGGCCUUCAGGGUAGAUUAAAUAUGACACACUGUCAUGAAUUACCUCUGAUCUCCGACUUCUUGCAACUAUAAAUAUGUUUUAAGGAAGAUUAUAGCAAGUUUUGGAAAAAGAAGGACAUUAGGGAAGGAAGUUUAGGGUAUUUCCCUUUUUAAAUAAUGUUGAUCUCUUCAACAUUAGCAUAGUUCUACAGCUGUCAUAUUAUGUAUCAUUAGAAAAAAACUAUUAGAGCUCUUGAAGAGCCAAGAAGAUAAGCUGGCUUCUACAGCUUUGGAAAUGGUGCAAUAUGUCAUUGUGAAAGCAGAGUGACUAAAAUCUGAAAGGACAUAUCAGUUUUGCAACCAGAGUAGUGAUGUGCCUAAAACCUGAUUGAAAUAUGAUAUAGCUUGAUUCCUGACCUCAUUGCUCAUCUCUGGGGCACAUUCUUGUUUUCACUUGGGACUUUCUAAUCUUGCUUCUUUCAUUUGUAUUUCUUUUCAUUAUAUUCUUGUUCUCACUCUUUUAAUUCAUAUGUGGUGGACCAGGAGGAUCAAGACACUGUUACCAUGCCAACUUCUGCUAAGAUUAUACCUGCUUAUUUCAGUCUGUGCAUACAAACGGACAUUUUUAUGUCCAGUAAUGUUUCAAUCAGUAGGUGGAUAUUUACAGAUCAAUGCACUCAGAUGA
Notechis scutatus (mainland tiger snake) is the source of this 4912-nucleotide messenger RNA. The record is from RefSeq and is a predicted model, not a curated record. NCBI's taxonomy places the organism in Eukaryota, Metazoa, Chordata, Lepidosauria, Squamata, Elapidae.